AUGGCAAAGUUUGCAAACCAGAAGCGCCACAGUGUCCAGAAGUCCUUCACAACCGAAAGCGUCCAUCUAGGCACACUCGUUCACCCUGCGGGUGAUCUGCUGGUCUUAAAGCUUGGACACCGAGACAUUCCAUAUCCAAAUGCACCAGUACUGUUUGAGAAGCAGCAAAUUGGCAAAAUAGACGAAGUUUUCGGUCCGGUGGACGAUGUUUAUGUAUCAGUUAAGCUAGAUCCAAGCAGGAAGGCUGCGGAUUUCACUGCCAAUUCCAAGUUUGAGGCAUACAAGGAUAAGUUCAUUUUCAAGGACAGGUUUCUUCCAAGAGAAGAAGUUGAAAAAAACAAAGAAAGCAACGAUAAAAAGAGAGCGGUAAAAGAUAAGAAUGGUGCCAAUUCUAAAAAAAAGCUUAAUUUUCCAAAGCAAAAAGGUAAAUUUGACAAUCGGUCAUUCGGCAGGAACAAAUCUGACAAAAAAUUCCACAAAAGCAGCAGAAAAUUUGUCUGA
This is a messenger RNA of Vittaforma corneae ATCC 50505, 501 nucleotides long. RefSeq lists its product as uncharacterized. The transcript has a single exon. Bases 1 to 501 code for a protein of 166 amino acids. The record is from RefSeq and is a predicted model, not a curated record. Gene Ontology annotation, biological process: pseudouridine synthesis; ribosome biogenesis. Lineage: Eukaryota; Fungi; Microsporidia; Nosematidae.